This is a messenger RNA of Zophobas morio, 1676 nucleotides long. It is a transcript of the gene Rnmt, whose product is annotated as RNA guanine-7 methyltransferase. Bases 191 to 1552 code for a protein of 453 amino acids. The transcript is spliced from 2 exons. The record is from RefSeq and is a predicted model, not a curated record. Gene Ontology annotation, biological process: 7-methylguanosine mRNA capping. Gene Ontology annotation, cellular component: nucleus. NCBI's taxonomy places the organism in Eukaryota, Metazoa, Arthropoda, Insecta, Coleoptera, Tenebrionidae. Gene Ontology annotation, molecular function: mRNA 5'-cap (guanine-N7-)-methyltransferase activity.
CUAAUUCGUUUUGCCAGAAAAUGACGUAUCAGAAGUUCGGGUCAUUCGUCCCCAUCUUCGUUGCUUACCCUAGUUUUUUUGAAAACUAAUUUAUUUUAGUGAAUUGUUUGACAAAUUCAGAUUUAUUUUGAUGUAAUUGAAUUAUCAUUCAUUUGUAUCGUGGACCUCAUUAUUAUCUAUUUUGUGAAGUAUGUCGUCGAGUGAGACGGUGUUAUCCCAAGAAAUUGUAGAAGAUUACAAUGAUUCGGACAAUACAGAUGAUUUGGAAAAAACAUUGGUAAUAGCAGCCCAAGAAUCAGAUGCUAGAAGUAAUGAAUAUCACAUUGAUAGUACGAGUUAUCAAAAUGAAGUUGAAAAUGAAGCAGUCAGUGAACAACCCCAUUAUGAAGAAUCACAUGAGAAACGCUCAUCAUUAAAAAGAAAACGAGAACAUGAACCUGAACCAGGGAAACAUAUUAAAACCAAUGAUGGAGAAGCUAUUAAAACAGGCGAAGGUUAUGCAAAGGUUGUGGCUACUCACUAUAACUUACUAGAAGAAAAAGGGCUAGAUGAAAGAUCAAAGUCACGCAUCGUGUACAUGAGGAACUUUCACAACUGGAUCAAAAGUAUGUUGAUUAAUGAAUAUUUAACGAAAAUAAAGGAUGGCAAGAAACAUAAUGCUCCAGUACGUGUGUUAGAUAUGUGUUGCGGAAAAGGAGGCGAUCUUUUGAAAUGGCGGAAAGGAAACAUUACACAUUUAAUUUGUAGUGAUAUAGCUUCUGUUUCUCUUGACCAAUGUAAGUCGCGUUAUAACGAUAUGAAAGGACGGAACAGCAGGGAUAGAAACUCAGGCAACAUUUACACUAUUGAGUACAUUGCUGGCGAUUGUUCAAGAGUGAGAUUACGCGAAAAGUACAGUGAUCCAUCAAUGAAGUUGGAUUUAGUUAGUUGCCAGUUUGCCUUUCAUUAUAGCUUUGAGAGUUUAUCCCAGGCGGAAUGUAUGAUACGUAAUGCCUCAGAAUGCCUUCAGCCCGGAGGUUUCUUUAUUGGAACUAUACCAGAUGCAAAUGAUCUCAUUGCAAGAGCUCGACGCGAAAAUUCAAAUUCUUUUGGGAAUGAUGUAUAUCAAGUGAAGUUUGACUGUGAUGUAAAUAAGCCUCCGCUAUUUGGUGCUAAAUAUAACUUUCACCUGGAUGGUGUAGUAGAUUGCCCAGAAUUUUUGGUUCAUUUUCCUACAUUAAUAAAGCUGGGUAGGAAAUAUGGUCUUAAAUUUGUGAAAAAAGAAAAGUUUUAUGAUUACUAUGAACAAAUGAAAAAUGAAGGACGGCAGUUACUCAGUAAUAUGAAAAGUUUGGAGACGUUUCCUCCUAGUGAAAACGCUUCCCUUGUUGGAACAGCAGCUGAUGAUUAUCUACAUGCAGACACAUUUUUACAAAAUGAAGGAAAAAGCAACAUAAAAAUUGGGACUUUGUCAAAGUCAGAAUGGGAAGCUUCUUCUCUCUAUAUGUUAUUCGUUUUUGAAAAAGUGAAGAAUACAUGGAACACAGAUGGUACACCUAUUUAUGACAUUUAGUUGGAGGCACACCUGUGGCACAUGAUAUCUGUAGUAAUAAUACGUCGUUUUUAAAAUAGUACAAGAAAUGUAUUUUAUAAGGUGCAAUCUACAAGGCAAGUUCACAAUAAACACAGCAAAUUUA